Molecule: messenger RNA, 4642 nt
Organism: Metopolophium dirhodum (rose-grain aphid)
Lineage: Eukaryota; Metazoa; Arthropoda; Insecta; Hemiptera; Aphididae
Gene: crp
Product: transcription factor AP-4
Exons: 7
Coding region: 773-2005 (410 amino acids)
Biological process (GO): regulation of transcription by RNA polymerase II
Cellular component (GO): nucleus
Molecular function (GO): DNA-binding transcription factor activity, RNA polymerase II-specific; RNA polymerase II cis-regulatory region sequence-specific DNA binding; protein dimerization activity
Source: RefSeq, a predicted model, not a curated record
AUUCACAUUUUACGUCUGCACACAGUGUCGCUCCCUGGCGGACGUCAACGGCCCACCGCGAUCCUCUGCCCGUCGCCGUGCACCCGUCCGGUCUAUCCCCACCACCGCUGACGGGCCGGCCCGCAUGUGAGCAGUACCCAAGCCGGAAAGGCCUUUUAUCAGCUUUUAAGGCCGUUUUAGCUGCCACCGAUCGGAUGGCCCACGUCGGUGACCGGUACGUCAUGUCGUAACCGUGUUCAAAGGCCGCCUGGCGCGAAAAAUGUCGGGAAAAACAUGGUGGCCGCGUGCGCGGCGUACGAAUACGCUCACGUCGCUCUGGCGGCGGCAUCGGUGCGCGGCGCAGCGCACAGCUGUUUCCCGCCAUAACGUAGUUCAUUGUGUUGGCGUACGUACGUGCAUCGGUUACGCGCGCGCGCCAUUUUUUUUUCCUCGUCAGCUCCCCGUUGCCGGGCAAACCGCUGUCGUCGCCGUACGAACGCCCCGCCGACGAAACCGCGCGCAACCCUACGGGAUUUUCGUUUCGUCCGCCAGGCGACAAUUACUGAGACAUAUUAAUAAUAAUAAUAAUUUUUAAUAAUAUAAUAUCGACGACCGUGGAAUAAUAUCAGUUCGUGUGCGGGUCGUCGUUUGGAGAGGAAAAAACAAGGGGGACAUCAGUUUGUUCUGACCGAGCGCUACCCCCUCGCCAAAACAAACGCCCGAAAACCGCCGCCCGCCCGGUUCGCCAUCGUCUCGCGCGCGCCCGACGUCGGUCCGACGUUCCGCACGUAUCAUGGACACGGCCAUAACGAUCAGAUCGGAAGAUCGUUUCGACGAUUUGCAGCAUUACGACCACGAGGACUUGAACUAUUGCAGUUUGACAAACGCGUCUGAGGAAGGUGUGGAUUCGCCUCCAACGGGACUUACACCCAUCGUGGUAGGACACAGGACACCCCAGAUGAGCGUCACUAUGGAGCACGAGAAACGGAUGCGCCGGGAGAUUGCCAAUUCCAAUGAACGACGACGAAUGCAGUCGAUAAACGCUGGUUUCCAGAACCUGCGGACGCUCAUACCGCAUCACGAGGGCGAAAAACUCAGCAAGGCUGCAAUCCUACAGCACACGGCCGACUACAUAUACCAGCUGGAACAGGAGAAGACGAGACUUCUGUCGCAAAACUGUCAGCUAAAGCGGCUGGUGAGCAAGCAAGAGGGCGAGCUGCUGAGCACGGCCAGCGUGCACAAGAAACGCAAAAUCGACGACUCCACCGGUGUGGUGAUAUUGAACACGAACGUUGACGGUGAUAAUCGCAGCGGCGCGUUAUCUCCCGAUAACAUCCAAGUGAUCGGCACCUCAUCAGAAGACGGAGGACUGAUGAUCGACGAGGUAGCUGAGUUAAGAGCGCAAUUAGAACGAGAGCAAAGUCUACGUGUCGAGUUAGAAGAGCAAGUGAAAGUGUAUUCAGCCCGUUUAGGCGAAGUGUUUGUGGACCCAAAAACUACCACCGACAACACCCAGACUACGAUCCAAUACCAUCAUAAUACAAACACGUGUGUGGUUGGCGAGGAAGCUGGUAUGGAGAUUAUCGAAGUGAACGAGUCUGACAAUCUGGUUAUACAGCGAGAGCCAGAAGAAGAUACUGCACUGGUUAAGACUGAGCUCACCGUUACACCUGAAGAUGAUCGAUUGAAUCCAGUCAAAGAUGAAGCAGUCCCACAGCAGCAGCAAGUACUGCCGUCCGCACGCGUUUACCUCACCAGUACCUCCAGACAAAAUUUGGAGACCAUUGUCGAAGCAAUUAGACACCUAGAGGGUGAUCACCUGUUUAGUGAUGAUCAUCAGGAAGCACCCCUUGCGUUAACCAAACACGCGGCAACUAGCAAUCAGAAAUUGUUAAAGGUGGAAAUGAACCCUUUCCUCCAGUUCCACAGUGGUUCUCAGACUCCUCAGGGUACAACGGUGGUAACAUCAAACAGUCCCGUACGGCCGUCCAGACCUGGUGUUAUUGUUGGCAAACAAGCUUCGUGACUUCAUUAAAAAAAGAGGUUGUACAGUUUAUGUUACCACCAACCCUCUUUUCUCUUCAAUAUCUUCUUAAAAAAAAUUCUGAAACACUAUCUUGUAUAAGAUUGUUCACACUGUUUCAGAUUUCUAUACAAUUUCCCGAUACAUGUUAUAUAUUAUUAUACUCAAUUGGAAAUAACUUAUGUUUAUACAUACUUAUUACAUUUAUGUUUAUAAACAUUUUACUAUUGUAAAUACUAAUUAGAAUAUUUACAAACUUAUUAGUUCUCAUGAUGCCACAAGUGAAUACCGUUUAAACAAUAAUACUUUGGGCUUCUUAUUAAAUGUGUUUUAUAGCAAAUUACAAUGUUUUAAUAUAAAUUGUAUGACAAAUAAUAGCUAUUAGCUAUUAUGAUGUUUAAUUAUGUUCAAUGUUUAAAGAUUUUGACUACCAAUUGUGUUUCCAUAAGUCAUUUAUCUUUUACUUUUAUUCGAUAUUUGUAUAAUUUUGCAUACGUUUUUUUAUAUAUAUUAUGUAUAUAUUAAGACCUUUUGUUAAAAAAUGUUUUAUGAAUUUUCAUUUUGCAAUAUAUUGUUAUAUUUAACAUUUAACCUCAACUAUUUGCAAUAUAAAAGUAUACGCAGUAAUAGCAAUAGAAGUUCUUACAUUUUUUUUUUAUUUACUAUUGUUAUUUACAUAUUAUUAAUACUAAAAAUGUAAUUAUAGGAUAAAAUAUUUUUUUUAAAUUUAUUAAUUUAUUAUUAUUAUUAUUUUUUUUAAAUAUAGUUUUCUUGUUAUAUUUGUCUUAAUAAAAUCUUAAAACGCCCUUUUUUAUUUGUAUACAAAAAAAAUCGGUGCUAUUGAUUUUGGGUUUUUUUGUUUAUGUAAUUUGUUUGACAUAUUAUUCAAAUUAAUUCAAUUUACGUGGAUUGAGCGAUAAUGUUGCUUGCGUGGUGUACUAGUGUUCUGGUGGUCACAGUGUAUAAUAUGUUCCUCGGUCUUCUUAUAUUUUGAGUGUAGGUAAUGAAAUUAUCAAUGGCCAGUUAUUGAACAUUUAGCAAAAUUUAAUGUUGUUUUUCUUCUUAUUAUGGAUACAAUAAUUUUUGUUAUAAUAUUCAGAUCCAGUAUUCUUGCUUUGUUAUGUCUAAACAAAAAGUUAUAAAAAAGGAAAAAAAAUAAUGAUAAUAAAAAAUAAUUAGUGUAUUUAUUGUAUUUAUACACACAUUCAAAUAUUUAAUUACAUACAUUUAAAAAUAAAACACAAGGAAAAAUAAUUGUUGUUUUUCAUAUUUAGCAUAUUACUAUUAACUAAACAUAAUUGUAUUAUUAUUAUUAUUAUUAUUAUUAUUAUUAUAAUUAAUUAGGUAUUAUUUUGUAUAAAGGAAGAGAUUUGGAGUGAAAAAUAUUAUUAAGUAAAUGUUGUACGCCAUUAUCAUAAUCAUUUUAUUAAUAUUAAGAUUUUUGGGAAUUGGAGACUGAUAAAAUCAAUUCUUUUUGAGUUUAGAAACUCUUUUUAAGCAAAAAUUAAAUAAAAUUCCUAUAUCGAAAAAAAUUUACCCUUGAUAAGUUUUAGUGUGUGCUCUGUUAAGUUAAAAAUUAUUUAAUUAUAAAAUAUUUGAAAAUUUAAACAAAUUAGUUAAAGUAAAGUUCAUCAGUUAUUUAAAUUUAAGAAUAGACAAUUAAAACAUUUGCCAGAGAAUAUUGAAAUUUUCCUUUUUUGUUUGUCAUUUUUCUUAGACGUUUAGGACAACUUUUUACUGUAAUCUGUUUGUACAAGUUUGAUUAAAUUAAUAUUUUUUCUUUUUCAUUACAUUUAGGAUUUAUAUUGUUGGUUUUUAUGUUUUACUUUUCCAUAUAUUAUUUUUUCUUAUUAUAGCUAAUAAAACAUCUUUUCUGAAUGAAUCUUAAUUAUAUUAUAUACAUUAUAAAUAUAAUUUAUGUAUUUUAUACAGCUAUACAUGAUAUAUAAAUGUAAUUUUAUGUAUAAUUCUGUACAUACUUCUUAUCGACUUAAAUUAUUAUUUUACAAAUAUUAUUUAUUUGCUUUUAGAUUAAAUGUCCCAUUGUUUGCAUUUUUUCCGCACGAAGAUGAUAGUUUGCUGCUCAGGUCUCUGGCGCGCAUUCUUUCUACAUAGCGAUUGUGAAUGCGUUUCAUUUCCAAUAUCUCUUUCAUUUGCUCCUUGUCUUCAUCCUACGUACAUUAAAUGUUUUAAAAAAUAAAAUUAAAAUAACAAAAUAUUUCCUAUAACAAAAAAAAACUGAAUAAUAUUAUAGAUGAAAUAUGAAUAGUACGCUGACAUUUAUACCGGCCAAUAAUUUUGACCUAUUACGAAUAAGAUACUACUCUACUAUUAGUACUGUAUCCAUUUUAGAAUCUCUUGUGAACCAUAUUUUGUAGUAAUCUAUGUGUUUGUGCGGACAACUGAAAAAUCCAAUUGCUGUAUAUUUAUUAUAUUGUUUAUGUAAUUGUGUUUAUACUCUUUACUGUGUUUUGUACUGUAAUUUUAUUAUUAUUAUUAUUAUUAUUAUUAUUAUUAUUAUUAUUAUGAUUAUGAUUAUUAUUAUUAUUAUUAUUAUUUUUUUUUUGUUUGUUUUUAUUUUUCGAUCUCGUGACUGUGUAACAAUACAGUUGAAAAUAUUUAAUAAUUUUCAUCUUUUUA